GUUCAAUGCCUGGCCCACCGUAGCUCGCUUCCCAUUAUAAGCGGACUCUGGGGGGGUGGAGGGGGCAUUUUCACAUCAUCCAAUCCAUAGGAGGAUCGUAACCCCAUGAACAGCAGCCCACCACGGCUUUUCCUACUCCUCCUCGACGCCUUCUUCAAAAUACUGUGCCCGUUGCUGCUAGCAUGCCCAUGCCCAAACCCAUGCCUAUGCCGCUUUCCUCCUAAGUACGCAACUGGAAUUGCACCCGCAACCGCAUCACACACAAAGCCAUGUCCAAGGCGGCGGGCAAGCGCGACAAGUUCGCCAAGCUCCGCGAGCUGCGGAAGUCGGGCAAGACGGCCUUCGAUGGCUACGAGGUCGCCAAGGUCGACGAGUUGUAUGAGGAAGUUGACGAGAACCAGUACAAGACCAUCGUUCGCAAUCGCCUCAACGAGGACGACUUUGUCGUCGACGACAAUGGCGAGGGUUAUGCCGACGAUGGCCGCGAGGAGUGGGAUCGCGUCCCUCAAUACGAGACGGAGAGCGACGACGACAGCGACUUGACGGGGGCCCGUAAGAAGGGCAAGGGGCGCACCACCAAGAAACAGCGUGAAGAAGAGCUGGCCAAACAAAACGCCAAUGACAGGAAUAUUUCAGAGUACUUCACCAAGGGCCCUGCCAAGACGCAGCCGAAAGCAAAGGUAAUCAAGACAGAAGAUGACGACAAGUUCCUCGCCGAUCUGCUCGGCGAGGUCGACGCCAACAUUCCUGCCCCGGCGCGUCGGCCAGCCAAGAAGAGAGACAGGUCGGCUGAGCGCAGAAAGGCGCGGCCCCUCUCCCCGGUGCGCGAGACCCGUCAGCCAGCCGCCAAGAAGGCCAAAGUGGUCGACGACAGACUGCCCUCGCCCGCCGCAGACGACGCAUACAUGGCGGGGGACGACGACUUCGUCCCUCACAUGGACUACGAGCCUUUGCCCGCUGCCGACGCCAUCAUGAGCGAUCCUCUUCCUUCGUCGCCCUCAGCCAAGAUUGUCCAACGCCGAACGCAACUCAAGGCUGACGCUAACGAAGAUGACGAGGACGAGGACGACAUGAUGGAGGUUGCCCAUGCCGGCGCUGUGACGGUCAACAGUGUCAAUAUCUCAGCCGCCCGCCAGUUCAAGAAGAUUAUCAAGCCGGAUCCGUACCCGUCGCCGGCCAGCUCGUCGCCGGUCAAGGCCGUAGAUGCCACCGUUGAUGCCUCUUCGUGGAACGACAUCAGCCAGAAGCUUAACGUCAUGUCCAGUUCGCAGGGCGAAACUAGGAGCGUCGGCAAGAUCGACUACAAGGACGCCAUUGAGCCCGAUGGUAGCCUGAACAUAUUCUGGACCGACUACACCGAGGUCAAUGGCAGCUUGUGUCUGUUCGGCAAGGUCCUCAACAAGAAGACGAAGAGCUACGUCAGCUGUUUCGUCAAGGUUGACAAUAUCCUACGGAAGCUGUACUUCUUGCCGCGUAAGCAUCGCAUAGAGUACGGCGAGGAGUCAACGGAGCAGGUCGAGAUGAUGGACGUCUACAACGAAAUCGACACCAUGAUGACCAAGAUGAACGUGGGCAUGUACAAGAUCAAGAGCUGCAAUCGGAAAUACGCAUUCGAGCUUCCGGGCAUUGAAAAAGAGAGCCUCUACAUGAAGCUCUGCUACCCCUACACCAAGCCCCAGAUCGACAUGAACAAGACGGGCGAGACCUUCUCGCACGUCUUCGGAACUAACACGGCCCUAUUUGAGCAGUUUGUGCUCUGGAAGAACAUCAUGGGUCCGUGCUGGCUGAAGAUCCAGGACGCCGACUUUGGCUCCCUCAAGAAUGCCUCGCAUUGCCGGCUGGAAGUCCUGGUCGAACAUCCCAACAUGGUUUCGACGCUGAGCGAGGCCGACAAUCUGGACGCGCCCCCUCUGACGCUCAUGAGCAUUGCCAUGCGCACCGUGUUCAAUGCUAAGGACAACAAGCAGGAGAUACUUGCCGUCAGCGCCAGAAUAUACGAAGACGUGUCUCUGGUCGACACCACGCCUGCCGAGAAACUGCCCUGCCGCACCUUCACUCUCGUCCGGCCGCACGGCAGCGCGUUUCCUCUCGGCUUCGAAAAGAUGGCCAAAGAGAGAAAGCAGGGUCUUAUCAAGCUCAUGAGACAGGAGUCGGAGAUGCUGUCUUUCUUCCUUGCCCAGAUUGACGUUGUCGACCCCGACGUCAUUGUCGGGCACCAGCUCGAGGGCGUCGACUACAGCAUCCUGCUAAACCGCCUCCACGAGAAGAAAACGAACCAGUGGUCUCGGCUCGGCAGGCUAAGGCGAUCGCAGUGGCCGUCGUCCAUCGGCAAGAUAGGCAACAAUGUAUUUGCUGAGCGCCAGGUUAUGGCUGGCCGACUUCUUUGUGAUCUGGCAAACGAUGCCGGCAAGUCAAUCAUGUUCAAGUGCACGUCGUGGAACUUGACUGAAAUGUGCAAUCUCUAUCUUGCGGGCGAGCACAGCCGGAGGGAGGUGGACAACGAAGUUGCCCUCAAGACUUGGGUGACGACAAAAGACGGCCUGAUGGCCUACGUGACGCACGUCGAGACUGACACGUUUUUUAUUGCCGCUCUGGCCAUGAGGGUUCAGAUUCUCCCACUCACCAAGGUUCUCACCAAUCUCGCCGGCAACUCGUGGGCGAGGACCCUCACAGGAACCCGCGCUGAGCGUAACGAAUACAUUCUGCUCCACGAGUUCUACAAGAACAGGUACAUUUGCCCAGACAAGCAAGUCUUCAAGGGCCGAGCUCGUGUUGAAGACGAGAACCAGGAUGGCGCAGAGGGCGGGGAUGCGAAAAAGAAGGAGAAGUACAAGGGCGGCCUGGUCUUUGAGCCCGAGAAGGGCCUUUAUGAUAAGUUUGUCCUCGUGAUGGACUUCAACUCGCUCUACCCCUCCAUCAUCCAGGAGUUCAACAUUUGCUUUACCACAGUCGAUCGAUCAUCAUUGUCAGACGAUGGGGAUGAGGUGCCCGAGGUUCCCGCCCAACAGGCCCAAGGUGUACUACCCAAGCUUAUCGCAACGCUGGUUAGUCGCCGAAAGCAAGUCAAGAGUCUGAUGAAGGACAAAAACGCCACCCCAGAGCAGCUCGCAACAUGGGACAUCAAGCAGCUAGCCCUGAAGCUGACGGCCAACUCCAUGUAUGGCUGUCUCGGAUAUACAAAGUCGAGGUUCUACGCCAGGCCCCUUGCUGUGCUCACGACCUACAAGGGCCGUGAGAUUCUAAGAAGUACCAAGGAGUUGGCAGAGAGCAAGUCGCUGCAGGUCAUCUACGGCGACACCGACUCUGUAAUGAUCAACGCCAAUGUGGACAAUGUCGCCGACGCGCUUCGGGUUGGCCACGAGUUCAAGAAGGCCGUCAACGAGCGCUACAGGCUUCUCGAGAUUGACAUUGACAACAUCUUCCGCCGGAUUCUCCUCCAGGCUAAAAAGAAGUAUGCCGCCAGCAACCUGGUGGAGUCGGACGGCAAGUAUAUCGAGAAGAUGGAGGUGAAGGGUCUCGACAUGAAGCGCCGCGAGUACUGCGGCCUGUCAAAGGAGAUAUCCAAAAACAUCCUCGAGGACAUCCUAUCUGGCGACGAUACCGAGGUGUCCAUUCAGCGUAUCCACGAGUACCUACGCACGGUAGCCGUCAAAAUGCGCGAGAAUGCGGUUCCGCUGCACAAGUACAUCAUCUCUACGCAGCUUGGAAAGGCGCCCAAGGAUUAUCCCAACUCAGACAGCAUGCCGCAGGUCCAGGUGGCCCUGCGCGACCUAGCACGAGGUAAGACCGUCCGAAAAGGCGACGUUAUCCGGUACGUCAUCACGGGCGACAGCAAGAACACGUCCGAGGCAGUAGCCAAGCGUGCCUACACGCCCCAAGACGUGAUGAAGGCCGAUUCGGGCCUCACCCCAGACGUCGAGUGGUACAUUGCCAAGCAAAUCUUCCCGCCCGUGGAGCGUCUUUGCGCCAACAUUGUCGGUACCUCCACUGCCCAGCUUGCCGAGAACUUGGGACUCGACAUUCGGCGCUAUGUGAACAACAGCAACAAUGGCAAUUCGGGCGGCGGCAACGAUGUUGAGAUCCACCCCCUUGAGUCGCAGAUACCCGACAACGUCCGCUUCAGCGACUGCGUGCGACUGUCCCUCCGCUGCCGUGCCUGCAAGGCGAGCGCGCCAUUCGAGGGCCUACUUAGCUCUCCCGACCGCAUAGCGCCCGGCGGAGUGGUCUGCCCGUCGUGCGGCGUCACGCUGUCCACGCUCUCGGUGGUCGCCCAGGUCGAGGCCGCCAUCCGCGCCCAGACGGCCCGCUACUAUGAGGGCUGGCUGGUGUGCGACGACCCAAGCUGCGGGAACCGCACACGCCAGAUGAGCGUGUACGGCAACCGCUGCAUAGGCCCCAAGGGUCUAGCCCGCGAUUGCCUCGGACGCAUGCGCUACGAGAUGGGCGAGCGAGAUAUGUACAACCAGCUUGUCUACUACUCCAGCUUGUGGGAUGUCGACAAGGCCCGCACCAAGGCCAGCGCCGCUUCCGUUGCUGGCUCGGACGCGUCUGUGCCGGCGGAAAGCAGGGAUAAGAUCCUCGCGCUAGCAGAGCACAAUCGCGUUCGCUUUGGUACCGUCAAGGGCGUCGUGGACAAAUACCUAGACAAGUGCGGUCGGCAGUGGGUCGCUAUGGAUACCCUGUUUACAAAGCUCGGAUUCUCUGCUGUUUGAUCGUGAUUUGGGAGGCGACCAAAGGAGGCGUGCGUACGUGGUCCGUUGGGUUGAGAGGGUAGCAGCUAAAUUGUAUGUAUUACUAGCCUCGUGUUGGAUUGAGCCGAAGGGCAUUGGACAAGCAUGUAUUUGCUGUCAGGAAACGGCGGUUAUGAUUGCGUAUAUUCGUUUAUUGUUUUCGGCGAGACACGGCUUAGGCUAGGCGUUACAUCAGACGGUGUUUUUGUUUACGGACGAGCAUGGCUGUAUAUGGCCUCGAGUGUAACUAUUCCUUCGGUUUGAUUCUAAUGUCCACACUGCGUCUUGACUUAUGUCUAUCCACUGGAAAUGACAACGGCGAGUUGAAC
Molecule: messenger RNA, 5059 nt
Organism: Lasiosphaeria miniovina
Lineage: Eukaryota; Fungi; Ascomycota; Sordariomycetes; Sordariales; Lasiosphaeriaceae
Exons: 4
Coding region: 270-4712 (1480 amino acids)
Biological process (GO): lagging strand elongation; leading strand elongation; DNA replication
Cellular component (GO): alpha DNA polymerase:primase complex
Molecular function (GO): nucleotide binding; DNA replication origin binding; DNA-directed DNA polymerase activity
Source: RefSeq, a predicted model, not a curated record